Messenger RNA from Mytilus californianus (California mussel), 1083 nucleotides. RefSeq lists its product as uncharacterized. Lineage: Eukaryota; Metazoa; Mollusca; Bivalvia; Mytilida; Mytilidae. The transcript has 4 exons. The coding region runs from base 14 to 1003 and encodes 329 amino acids. The record is from RefSeq and is a predicted model, not a curated record.
ACAAUACGUGAAAAUGAACACAUGUAUUUUAAUAUUUUACCUUUUACAUUUAGUUUCAUCUGAUGUACCGAAAAGUAAAGUUUCAUCUGAUGUAUUGAGAAGAAAAGUUUCAGGUUUGAAAAUAUCCGGUGCCAUAGGAGUUUCGAAGAAGUAUUAUAUAAAGGGACUCCCAGAUCACAUCACACCCACUAUAAUAGUGGCAGAGCUCUCAAAUAUAUUAUGUAAAGGCUGUUCCGUAAUUACUGACAAGGCAAAACAGCUGGAAUGUAAAAAGAAACAUUGUCUGCAACAAACUUCGCCAUCUAAACUGUCAACUGCUGACAAAACGUUGAUAGAUCAACAAAUAAAGAAAUACAUAAUUGAGAAUAAAGGGGAUCCGAAAGUACCACCAUCAAUCGUGCCUAUACUAACAGAUGUGUUGUGUAAAACGUGUUAUGAAAUGAAGGAUGGGAACAAACGAAAAGAUUGUAUUAAGAAAUUUUGUGUGAAGACAUUGGCGCUGAGUGGACCAACUCCACUUAUGACAAAACAAGGUUUAAAUAUUCCAGGUGCAAGAGUUUUAACCACUAAAAAUAUCAAGGAUUUCCAUAUAUACUUCCCAGGCAUAGUUGUUGUGGCAGAACUUACAAAUAUUUUGUGUCAAACAUGUUCAAAAUUAUCGGACGCUAAGAAAAAAUUUAAAUGUGAGGAGAAAUUCUGCCUGCAAAAGUCUCUACCGACUGGACUACCAAGUGCCGACAAAGCUAAAAUUGAUGCAAAUGUUAAGAAAUACCUCAUGGACAGAAAGGUUGAUUUAGAUAAUGCGGGUCAAGUCAUUCCUAUACUGACAGAUGCAUUGUGUAAGGUAUGCACAGAGUUACCGGAACCGAAAAAACGAAAAGAAUGUGUUAACAAACACUGUUUGAGAACCUCAAAACUUAGUGUUCAGACACAAAAAUUGCAAAAGGUAGACAAACCUGCUUCUCAUACAGAUAGUUUAAAGUCGACACACAAUGAGAUCUGAUUGAGACCAUAGAUGCCAUAGGUUUGACAUUGACUACAUAAGGAUUAGUGUAAAGCCAUAAAACAGAGUGAAAUUAUGUA